CACUCGAUAUUCUUGCUACAUUACUGCAGCCUGUCGUGUUGUUGAUACAUUGUAGCAGUUUGGUUGGGGUCCCUACUUUUGCUCUUGCAACAGUGUAUGAAGAACCAACGUUGGCGCGAUGUUUAUACACUUUCAAUCAAAGACAACGUUUGCGUUUUUUCAUAAUCAUUCAAUCUAAUCAUGUAGGGCAGGUGAUAUUAAUUUCCCAUAGUAGUGUGAUCAGUCUGUCUUGGUUCUGGGGACCAACAACAGACCUGCCAACAUGGACGCAUUUUGCGUACCAACUACGCAGUUCUCUGUCCAUGUACGCAUGUACGAGACCCGAGUAUUUUCUAUAUAUUUUUAAAAAUAGUUUAAUUAAUAAAUACACGGAGUAAAUCUAACAUCCCGAUUCUCGAGCUGCAACACACAGACAUGUGCGUAGUUUAGUCAACGGACAUGGAGAUUAAUACAUAAUUAUUCGACGUAGCUCCCCGGUGUCUGCGUAAAGCUAUGUCAGACGACGAGAGUGAGGAAACCGGCAGGGCAGUAACUCCGAACCCCCAAAAAAGCAGAAUACACGCUCCUCAGAAGUUCCUUCCUCGAUACCAGAAGUGGUCAUGCUUGACGCAAUCUAAGCUAUCAUAUCAUGCAUUUUAUACUUUGUGCAAGUAUGAUGACAUCAGUCAUCAAGGAAGCUCAGAUUGUAGACAUCAUGUGGAUGGGAAAAGGCAUCAGAAUCUACUGGUAGCUACAGCAUCAACAUCAUGUGGAUGGGAAAAGGCAUCAGAAUCUACUGGUAGCUACAGCAUCAACAUCAUGUGGAUGGGAAAAGGCAUCAGAAGCUACAGCAUCAACAUCAUGUGGAUGGGAAAAGGCAUCAGAAGCUACAGCAUCAACAUCAUGUGGAUGGGAAAAGGCAUCAGAAGCUACUGGCAGCUACAGCAUCAACAUCAUGUGGAUGGGAAAAGGCAUCAGAAGCUACUGGCAGCUACAGCAUCAACAUCAUGUGGAUGGGAAAAGGCAUCAGAAGCUACUGGCAGCUACAGCAUCAACAUCAUGUGGAUGGGAAAAGGCAUCAGAAGCUACUGGCAGCUACAGCAUCAACCCCAGCUAUAGCAACCUUUUCCCACCAAGCCAGUGAUUUUAUUUAACCUUUAUUUAACUAGGCAAGCCAGUUAAGAACAAAUUCUUAUUUACAAUGAUGGUCUAUGAACAGUGGGUUAACUGCCUUGUUCAGGGGCAGAACAACAGAUUUUUACCUUGUCA
Molecule: messenger RNA, 1248 nt
Organism: Oncorhynchus gorbuscha (pink salmon)
Lineage: Eukaryota; Metazoa; Chordata; Actinopteri; Salmoniformes; Salmonidae
Exons: 2
Coding region: 493-1098 (201 amino acids)
Biological process (GO): DNA catabolic process
Cellular component (GO): cytoplasm
Molecular function (GO): 3'-5'-DNA exonuclease activity; nucleic acid binding
Source: RefSeq, a predicted model, not a curated record